Molecule: messenger RNA, 2011 nt
Organism: Pimephales promelas (fathead minnow)
Lineage: Eukaryota; Metazoa; Chordata; Actinopteri; Cypriniformes; Leuciscidae
Source: RefSeq, a predicted model, not a curated record
GACCCCCCGUACACACACACACACACACACACUCUUAGUGUGCCCGUCUUGGGAUGCGGUGCUCAGUCAGAUGGCAGUGGAGGAGAGACCAGAGUGCAUCGGAAUGGGCGUCCUGCCCCUCCAUAACACAUCUGCUUCUUGAGCUCUAGCCACGGGACACCAGAGAGGAAAAGAGCGCAGCGGAAUAGUGAAAGGAUGUUUUCUGUGAUUUGGAGGAUCCUGUUGGAGCUCUUACUGGUUUGGUGGAUGUUUGAAGGGGUCAUCAGGUGUGUGUUUAGUAAGGAGCUAAAAUCUCCCAGCAGUAGGGUGAAGCCCAUGUCGCCGUCUGAUUUUCUGGAUAAACUAAUGGGGAAAACGUCCGGAUAUGAUGCUCGGAUCAGGCCCAACUUUAAAGGCCCUCCUGUAAAUGUCACCUGCAACAUUUUUAUCAACAGCUUUGGUUCCAUCACAGAGACCACCAUGGAUUAUCGGCUGAACGUUUUUCUGCGGCAACAGUGGAAUGAUCCACGGCUGGCUUAUAAAGAGUAUCCAGAUGAUUCCCUGGAUCUGGAUCCAUCAAUGCUAGACUCCAUCUGGAAGCCAGACUUGUUCUUCGCCAAUGAGAAAGGCGCCAACUUUCAUGAGGUCACCACGGACAACAAGCUGCUGAGGAUUUUCCAGAAUGGAAAUGUGCUGUAUAGCAUCAGACUCACUCUAAUUCUGUCGUGUCCUAUGGAUCUGAAGAAUUUUCCAAUGGACAUACAGAUUUGUACUAUGCAGUUAGAGAGCUGUAAGACUCAGCAUCAUCAUCUAAUUUCAUUUUUUCCAUCUCAUUUCUCUUUUAUAUGCACAUUAUUCUCUCUGUCUCUCUCUCUAGUUGGCUACACUAUGAAUGAUCUGAUAUUUCAGUGGUUGGAUGAAGGCCCAGUGCAAGUGGCUGAUGACCUUAUGCUGCCCCAGUUUGUCCUAAAAGAGGAGAAAGACCUGGGAUACUGUACAAAACAUUACAACACUGGUAAGUUCACUUGUAUAGAGGUGAAGUUUCAUCUGGAAAGGCAGAUGGGUUAUUACCUGAUCCAGAUGUACAUUCCCAGCCUCUUAACUGUUAUCCUGUCGUGGGUCUCCUUCUGGAUCAACAUGGAUGCUGCCCCGGCCCGGGUUGGGCUGGGCAUCACUACAGUUCUCACCAUGACAACACAGAGCUCUGGAUCGAGAGCAUCACUGCCUAAGGUAUCCUAUGUGAAAGCUAUUGACAUCUGGAUGGCAGUGUGCUUGCUGUUUGUCUUUGCUGCUUUGCUGGAGUAUGCAGCUGUUAACUUUGUAUCUCGGCAACACAAAGAAUUCUUCAAACUGCGGAGAAAACUACGGGAGGAACAACGCUAUAGAGCUGCCUCUGGUCAGGCUGGAGGAGCAGAGACGAAGAACAAAAGCAACAACGUCACAGGGAGCACACCAAGCAAAAGCGCACAACGCAAAUGCAGUGCCUGCGCACGGGAAGAGCAGUUAGCCUCACAGAACCAGGACCUGUACUUCACGGGAUACGAGAUGGACACCUGUCUGUCUGGGGACGGGCCUCUCUCUGAGGCUGCUGCCAUGUUUGCAGGCCUGCCGCCCGGCCACAUUCUGUUUGACAUCCGCCGGCGCUUCGUGGAACGAGCUAAACGGAUCGACACCAUCUCAAGAGCUGCCUUCCCGCUCAGCUUCCUUGUUUUCAAUGUGCUCUACUGGUUCACAUACAAAGUGCUUAGAAAUGAGGACAUUAUCCCUGAACUGCGACCCUGACAGCCUUUACGACUUAUGAACUUCCCAGUAUCCCAUUUUGAGAGACAGUUAGGAUGAGAUCCUGUAUCAAGGACAUUGAAAUUCAACACAUUUUCUCUGCAUGAGUGAGCUACAGUGCACGUGUCUAAGAACACAAACACCAUAUAAACAUUUAGUUUAUAUGAAGAAUGACUGAAUCACUCCAGUGCAAGUCCUUUGUUGCACUAAGCACAUUUGUUUCUGUCUGUUAAAAAUAAAUGUGAUAAAUGGA